Messenger RNA from Corythoichthys intestinalis (scribbled pipefish), 15660 nucleotides. Its product is annotated as E3 ubiquitin-protein ligase BRE1B-like. Gene Ontology annotation, molecular function: metal ion binding; ubiquitin protein ligase activity. The record is from RefSeq and is a predicted model, not a curated record. Gene Ontology annotation, cellular component: nucleus; HULC complex. The transcript is spliced from 20 exons. The coding region runs from base 135 to 3176 and encodes 1013 amino acids. NCBI's taxonomy places the organism in Eukaryota, Metazoa, Chordata, Actinopteri, Syngnathiformes, Syngnathidae.
GAGACGUAAGAAUAUUUAGUUAGCCUUAAUUAACAUUAGAAACUAUAUUAUUUGUAAGUGUACGACGCCGGUAACUCUAAAUUUAAGUGCUUUGGAGGAAGAGCUAUUAGCGUUAGCCUAGCUUGCUUUGGCGAAUGGGGCGAAUGAAGAGGGAAGCCAAGAUGUCAGGUGUCGGAGGAGGGAAGCGUCCCUCCGGGGGAGACAGUCCUCCUGGCCCACCUGAGAAGAAAAGCAAAAAGGAGGAGAAGACCACGACCACUCUCAUCGAGCCCAUCCGCAUCGCCGGAGUCUCAUCGACGGAGGAAAUGGACAUGAAGGUGAUUCAGUUUAAAAAUAAAAAGCUGAGCGAGCGCUUGGAGCAACGGCAAGCGAUGGAGGAUGAGUUACGAGAGAAAAUCGAGAAACUGGAAAAGAGGCAAGCGACGGAUGACACCACCCUGCUGAUUGUUAACCGUUAUUGGUCAGAGUUGGAAGACAAAGUCCAAAUUCUGCGCAAUCACAUUGAACCGGAGACCACAGCGCCGUCAACCCCAGUUCCCCCACCUGCUCCUCUUACGGAUCCCUCACCCAUGGAUGUAGACGCCGUCAGUCUGUCCUCGCCAACAUCCGGUGCCCCUCCGCCGCCCCUUCCCGAGGCGCAGAAUGAGGCCAAACAGCUCGAGCAUCUGCAGCCAGAUGAAGUGGCCAAAGACGGACAUCAGGAGACUCCGCAACACCCUCCACCGUCUGAUGGAUCGGAACAGUUAACACCCACAGAAGCUCCGCGGCAACCCACUGCAGAAGCUGCGCCGCCACCCCCACCGGUUCCCUUGACCGAGAGCGCCAAAGGUUUCUUGGUUACACUGGAGCACAGCACGGAAGAGGAGAUGGCGCUGCACCUGCAGGACCGCAUGCUGUUCAGCAAGGAAGCCAUCGCUUGCCUGGUGUGCGCCUUCGACAGGCUGCACAGCUGCAUCGAUGACAUGUGCAAGCAGAUUCAAGCUGCGGCCUGCGAGGACGAAAGCCUUGCAAGCGUCAGCGCCGUCAACCGCACUCUCCUGGACGAGAACCGCCGACUGCGAGACCAGGCCACUUUGCUUCAAGGCCGACAUCACAAAACCUGCAUGGAGUACAACGAAUGGGUGGACAAGGUAACCAGCGCGGAAACCAAAGUGUCUGAAAUGGAAACCACCGUGGAGGACUUGCAGUGGGACAUCGAGAAGCUCCGAAAUAGGGAACAAAAGCUCAACAAGCACUUGGCGGAGGCCAUGGAGCAGCUCAAGUCUGGCUACAGCAGCACCGGCAGUUCCGGGGGUCUCGCCGGCGGUCAAAUCACAUUAACCAUUCAAAAAUUUGAGAGUCUUAACACGGAGCUGGAGCACAACCAGGAGUUGGCCAACAGCCGCAUGGCAGAGUUGGAGAAGCUGCAGGUGGAGCUCCAAGAAGCCGUGAGGGAAAGCGAGAAACUCAAGCUCGACCUGCGUAAUAUUCCAGAAGAGGUGGUAAAGGAAACGCUGGAGUACAAAUGUCUUCAGUCGCAAUUCUCACUUCUCUACAACGAAUCUCUGGGGGUGAAAACCCAGCUGGACGAGGCUCGGGCUCUCCUGCUCACGGCCAAGAACGCCCACCUCCGACAAAUCGAGCACAUGGAGAGCGACGAGCUGUCCCUUCAGAAGAAGCUACGCACUGAAGUCAUCCAGCUGGAGGACACAUUGGCCCAAGUGCGCAAAGAAUAUGAGAUGUUGCGCAUCGAAUUUGAGCAAAAUCUCGCCGCUAAUGAGCAAGCAGGACCAAUCAACAGGGAGAUGCGACACUUAAUCAGCAGCCUCCAGAACCACAACCUUCAGCUGAAAGGUGACGUGCAGCGCUUCAAGAGGAAACUGCGAGAAACGCAGAUUGAAAUCAACAAGCUACGCUGCUUGAGCAACGAAACGGGCGUUCUCGUUCUGGAGGAGUCGAGCGGCGAUGCCGCCGACGUGAAGAAGGAAGAAGAAGAGGACCAAGAGGAGGAGGAGGAAAGGAGGAAGGAGCUGGAGAGGCAGCGGGCCCGCGAGAGGGAGCGCGAGGCCGAACGUGAACGAGAGCGGGAACGCGAGCGUGACAGGCAGCGCAGCGACGAGGUCAAAAGAAAAGACUCGGACACGCUCAAGAUGCUGCGAGUCGAACUCAAGAAAGCUCAGGAGUCCCAGAAGGAGAUGAAGCUCCUGCUGGACAUGUACAAAUCUGCUCCAAAAGAGCAGAGGGACAAAGUGCAGCUCAUGGCAGCUGAACGCAAAUCAAAAGCUGAGGUUGAUGAGCUGCGGAUUCGCGUGCGAGAGCUGGAGGAGCGCGAGAAGAAGGAAAGCAAGAAACUGGCCGACGAAGACGCCCUCAGGAAGAUCCGAGUGGCCGAAGAGACCAUCGAGCAUCUUCAGAAGAAGCUUGGCGCCACUAAGCAGGAGGAAGAAGCGCUCCUAAGUGAGAUGGACGUCACAGGCCAGGCCUUCGAGGACAUGCAGGAGCAGAACAGCCGGCUGUUGCAGCAACUGCGCGAGAAGGAUGACGCCAACUUCAAGUUGAUGAGCGAACGGAUCAAAUCCAACCAGAUCUACAAGCUGCUCAAGGAGGAGAAAGAGGAACUGGCUGACCAGGUCCUCACCUUUAAGACGCAGGUGGAUGCUCAGCUUCUGGUGGUGCAGAAGCUAGAGGAAAAAGAAGGCGUUCUUCAGAGCACGCUGGCCGCCCUGGAGAAAGAGCUGUCGCUCAGGACGCAAGCACUGGAACUUAACAAACGGAAGGCGGUGGAGGCGGCGCAGCUGGCGGAGGACCAGAAGGUGCAGCUGGAGCACACGCAGGCCAAACUCAAAGAGAUCCAAGUAGCCGUCGCCGAGAACCGCACGGCCCGCGAGAGAGAGAGCAGCAACCUUAAGCGGGCGCAGGAGGAUUUAUCCAGGCUGAGGCGAAAGCUGGAGAAACAGAAGAAGGUGGAAGUGUACUCUGACGCCGACGAGAUCUUGCAAGAAGAAAUUAAUCAGUACAAGGCCAAGCUGCGUUGCCCGUGCUGCAACACGCGAGACAAAGACACGGUGCUGACCAAGUGUUUCCACGUCUUCUGCUACGAAUGUCUGAAGAUGCGCUACGACACGCGGCAGCGCAAGUGCCCCAAGUGCAACUGUGCCUUCGGCGCUAACGACUUUCACCGCAUCUACAUAACUUAAAAAAAAAAAAACACCAGAUGAGCGCGUUCCCGGAUUUCGUCACUUUUGAAACGCGCCGUCGACCAACGUGACCAAACAGAUAGUGACUGAGUGUUAUUUGUAGUUGAAUAAACGGUCGUUGUUAGCAUACUUGGCUAGCGUGGUGGUGUCCUUCCGAAUUAGCCGCACAUCUUGAAGCGUUUCCUUAGCUUCAGGAAAUGAAAACAGAUUAGCGAUGUUAGUUUCCCGCGAAUAGUGACACCGGAGGAGAGUGUGUUUGUAAUUUAUAGAGCACGACACCCGCGUCGGUUGACAUCACCCGAUCUAUAUGGAACGACUGCAGGAGGGAUAAUAAACACGCAGAGACGUAAGACAGUUUGGAACGCGGCCCGGGCAUACGACAGGGUUUGCAUCACCUUUUGUGAAAUUGCCAGCAUGUGUGUGUUUUCUUUGUUUAUGUAUGUUUCUAUGGGUGUGUUUUGCGAGCGUGCACGUUACAGUGGUGCUUCGGUGAAUGUGUUGGGAGUCUUUGUCGUGUGUUUGUUUUUGUUUGCGUGCAAUGUGUUUUGCCAUCUGUGUUUUUUGUUUUACCCUGUAUGUGUCUGGUUUUUGUCUGGUUGUUUGUGUGAAUGUUUUUAUGUGGUUCUCAUGAUUAUUUGUGGUUAGUUUUUAAUUAGAGUUCUUAUUCAUGUGUGGGUGUCUUGUCAGUUCGUUUGCUUUUUGUGUGUAUUGAGUUGUGUGUGAUUUUCAAGUUUGUUACUGUCAUCUGUGAGUGUUUUUGUGUAUACCUCAGGGCUGCAACUAAUUUUUUUUUUUGUCAUAAUCAAUUAUUCGGACAAUUCAAUGAUUAAUUGGACAAAUGCCGCUUUUUUAUCUCCGCAAUUUAAAGGUGCACAAUGUAGGAUUUGGACUUCAAUUAUUCAUGAAAUGGUCAUAAUCUUACUAUAGGCAUUAAAUGAGUCUCGAUUUCUGCUGCGACAUUCGGAUGGUAGGGUCAGAAUUUGGCGUCAACAACAUGAAAGCAUGGAUCCAUCCUGCCUUGUAUCAGCGGUUCAGGCUGGUGGUGGUGGUGUAAUGGUGUGGGGAGUAUUUUCUUGGCACUCUUUGGGCCCCUUGGUACCAAUUGAGCAUCAUUGGAACGCCACAGCCUACCUGAGUAUUGUUGCUGACCAUGUCCAUCCCUUUAUGACCACAAUGUACCCAACUUCUGAUGGCUACUUUCAGCAGGAUAAUGCGCCAUGUCAUAAAGCUGGAGUCAUCUCAGACUGGUUUCUUGAACCUGACAAUGAGUUCACUGUACUCAAAUGGCCUCCACAGUCACCAGAUCUCAAUCCAAUAGAGCAUCUUUGGAAUUUAGUGGAAUGGAAAAUUCGCAUCAUGGAUGUGCAGCCGACAAAUCUGCACCAACUGUGUGAUUCCAGCAUGUCAAUAUGGACCAAACUCUCUGAGGAAUGCUUCCAGCACCUAUACCACGAAGAAUUGAGGCAGUUCUGAAGGCAAAAGGGGGUCAAACCUGUUACUAGCAUGGUGUACCUAAUAAAGUGGCCGGCGAGUGUAUAUUGCCAAGGCUGCACACUUACUUUUUGCAUUGGUUGGAUUGGUGCACCUAACUUUACCAGCACAAAAUGUAGGUGCACUCUUAUUUUUCAUAGCAUCACCUUUAAUGCCAGACUUAAAUCACUCUCCUUACCAUUCAUACAAUUCAUAUGGGUGCGCCCACUCAAAUUCACUCACGCUUUGACGCUCAAACUGUUAAGAACCGCCUCUCGACAACGAAGAGUGACUAAACAAUGAUUAACACAUUUGUGCCUUUGAUCGUAGCGCUGCCGAGCCUUCACUCGCCAGAUCAAAGCUACAAACCCAUCAAUCAUCGUUAACUUUAACAAGCAAACUCCAGUGCACUGCUGACCAAGAAAAUCAGCCGAAGGAAGAGGCUGUGAUAGGCUGUACGGGCACAAAGCAGAAAAACAUAAAUAUUAGGGCUGUCUAACGAUUAAAAAUUUUAAUCGAGUUAAUUACAGCUUAAAAUUUAAUUAAUCGUAAUUAAUCGCAAUUAAUCGCAAUUCAAACCAUCUAUAAAAUAUGCCAUAUUUUUCUGUAAAUUAUUUUGGAAUGGAAAGACAAGACAAGAUGGAUAUAUACAUUCAACAUACGGUACAUAAGGACUGUAUUUGUUUUUUAUAACAAUAAAUCAACAAGAUGGCAUUAACAUUAUUAACAUUCUGUUAUAGAGAGAUCCAUGGAUAGAAAGAUUUGUUGUUCUUAAAAGAAAUAUUUUAGUACAGUUUAUAGAAUUUUUAUAUUAAAACCCCUCUUAAUGUUUUCGUUUUAAUGAAAUUUGAAAAAUUUUCAAUCAAAAAAUAAACUAGUAGCCCGCCAUUGUUGAUGUCAAUAAUUACUUACACAAUGCUCAUGGGUGGCUGAAGCCUAUAAAAUCAGUCGCACCCAAGCGCCAGCAGAGGGCGGCAAAACUCCAUAAAACACAAUUAACAAGUGGUGUUUCACUGUACUGUUAUUUAAAUCUGUCUGAGUGGGUAAUCUGCGUUAAUUGCGUCAAAUAUUUUAACGUGAUUAAAAAAUUAAUUAACGCCCGUUAACACGAUAAUUUUGACAGCCCUAAUAAAUAUAUAUUUUUUAAUUAAAAACCUGAUCCUUUUCACCCGAUUCUGACCCUCUGAAAAAUGGUCCAAUCGGCCCAUCUCCGAUUACGUGAUCGGCUCGGGUCAUUCCUAGUGCGUAGGUUUCAUAUUUGUUCCCGGCAUGUAUUUUGUCAGAUUUGUGUAUUUUGAAUGUAAAUCUGCGUUGCAUGUGUGUGGGUGUUGUUUUUAUGUUUGUCACAUGUAGGCAUGUGCCGGUAUUAGUUUCUGACGGUAUGAUAACCCUAAGUAAAAAUUUCACUGUAUCACAGUACUGCAAUUACAGCUCUAAAAUGUGUUAUUUUUAGAUGUCUGGGUGUUUAAAAAAAAAAAAAAAAAGUAUUUUCCAUUGAACAGGAUUUUUAUUUUUCAAAACAACAUUAGCAUAUUGAAACAUGAGUGUAUUGAAAUAUUCUAAAUAAAAUUAAAAUAAAUGCAGUCCUUUAGGAGAGCCUAAACCCUCAGCCAAAGCUCAGCAUUAUUAGCAUCAGAACAAAAUCAGUGAAUUAUUGUGCAAUUUCCGUAUUUAGCACCGCUAGACACACUAAACCGCUGGAGUUAACUCUCGUAGCUGGUAGGAAACAUUCAUAACAGCAUUUACUGACCUUUAAUUUUGUAUAAAGCGACAGGUGGGCAUGUAAAUGCAAAAUCAUAUUGGAGGUAUUGGCUCCUCUAGCAGCCACCCUCCGCAAACAUGUUUUACAUGUCUGUUGGUUCUCAGCCUCGGCCGUCUGUAACUUUUCUCUAGCCGAAGUAUUCCCAUACCAACGACUUUGUUUUCUUUGGUCGUGGAAAAAUGCAGGUGUUUCAUCUCCUCCAGCCAUCGUGUAGCACAGCUGACUCUGACUCACUGAGCAGCAACCGGAGGGAGAGAGGUAAGCCCUGCUGCUCCAAGCGAGGGAUUUCUACCUUUUGGACAUAAAAUUUGCUAAUACCGUAGGAGCGGUAGGACGGAAAAUUUUAGUGGUUUUGAAAGCGUGACACUUUCAUACUACGGUAUACCUUGAAACUGGUAACUGGCACGUCUAGUCAUAUGUGUGUGUUUUGUGUUGUUUGUGCGUAUUUUGUUUUAUUUUGUAUAGUACAUGGUCCAGGUUUGUAUGUGGAUUUUUGUUUUCUGACAUUUCAUGUGACAGGGUGUAAGUUUGUUUGCAUUUUGUGUGCAUCUUUUGUUUAGUUUUAAGUGUGCAUCUGUAUUUUGUGUUGUUUUUCAUUUCAUGUUCCAGUGCAUCUUGGACAUUCGUUUGCAUUUUGUGUCCAUGUUUAGUCUUCAGUGUGUAUUUGUGUUUUCUGUUAUGGCUGCAAAUUUUGUUUUAUUUAGUGUUUAAUUAAAAAAAAAAAAAAAAAAAUUAUAUAUGGCGGAAAACACAGACAAGACUGAAAAAGCAGUUUCUGCUCUUGCACUCCUCUUUAAAAGAAACUGCUGUAUUUUAAGUUAAAACAACUGUCGUGUUUGGUAGAGCAAUAUGUCUAUAUGCUGCCAUAGCAGAUUCAUGGCACAUGAAGCCCCCGAACUAGCUUUAAUUUGUCCGUUUUACCCUGAAAACCCCCGUUUACAGACGUCGCGCAACCGCUUGUUUCAACCAACCCAUAAAACGAUAUUAGGGUUGUUUCGGUCAUGUUUUUUUGCUCCCGAUCCGAUCCCGAUCGUUUUAGUUUCAGUAUCUGCCAAUCCCGAUAUUUCCUGAUCCGAUUGCUUUUUUUUUUCCUCCCGAUUUAAUUCCAAUCAUUCCCGAUAAUUUUUCCUGAUCAUAUACAUUUUGGCAAUGCAUUAAGAAAAAAAUGAAUAAAACUCGGACGAAUAUAUACAUUCAACAUACAGUACAUAAGUACUGUAUUUGUUUAUUAUGACAAUAAAACCUAAAGAUGGCAUUUACAUUAUUAACAUUGUUUCUGUGAGAUCCGCGGAUAGAAAGACUUGUAAUUCUUAAAGGAUAAAUGUGACUUUGUAUAUUGUGACUAAAUAUUGCCAUCUAGUGUAUUUGUUGAGCUUUCAGUAAAUGAUACUGUAGCCAUUUAACUGUUCUGCCCAAAUGCAUGAUGGGAAGUGCAACCAUGACUGUGCGUAGUGGUACCAAUUGAUAUAUCUUCUCUGCAUUGGGAAAUAACAUAGGGUGUUAAGAAAAAGAUUAAUUACUAUCUUUCUUCCCCACAUUGCUUCCCACGAUAUUUCUAAUCGUAGCGAGAAGGAUUGUAAGGCUUUAGCCAAUUAAAAAAAGGCUCCAAAGCCUGCCAAAAUUGACUGUACUCAUUUUACGCUGCCUUUUAGCUCUAUAUAUAGGUAAAACGGCGCCAUGACAGAUUGAACGCGACAAUGCGUGAAUGGGUCGUGCAGCGCAUGCGUUAAUUGUGUCAAAUAUUUUAACGUGAUAAAAAAAAUUACCGCUGUUAACGGGAUAAAUUUGAUAACCCUACCUUAAGCCUAAACUAAAGACUCUGGAUGAGUGUAACAUAUUAUGUCUGUAACAAUAAAUACAAUAAGAAAACGAUUUAAUUAAAAAAUAUAUAUAUAUUAAAAAAAGGCAUGUCCGAUAUUUUUUUACCGAUUCCGAUACUUUGAAAAUGACGUGAUCGGGACAUCUCUAAUAUUUAUUAUUCAAAAUGUCUGUCGUUUUUAGCUUCGAAUCAUUCAUUGAUGUCUCCUAUUUCGUUUAAAAAAAAAAACUUUAAAAAAUUAUUCACUCACAUAUUUUAAGCUUUUAAACACAUUAUGUCACAAUGAAAAAAAUGGCGUCUGUAAAAAAGUCACGGAUAUGUACUUCAUAACUAUUGCUUAAUUGAUUUUUUUUUGUUACUGUCGCAUUUUCUCCGAUAUUUUCGAUGAUAAAUAAUUGAUCCAGACAAAAAAAAGUUGAAAAAAAAAACGCUUAAAAGGGUAAAUAUAUGAAAAAGAAAAUCUCGAUCACUCCUUGAUGUCUGCGAUUUCUGCAUCGCGACCCUUGUUAUAUUACCAUGUUUCACCCAUAAAAUCCCCCAAAAAUCCAGCUGUGGCCAUUCACAGCUGUGUCUUGACACUCGGUGAUACAUGCUACAUGGAGUUUUUGGAUCGAAACAAAGUAUGCGAUAAUAUCUCGUUAAAGUCAUGGCGUCUGUAAUUCUGUUCUCGCGUGCUCUCACCUCCAGAUAGGGUUUUGCUGUUUAAAAAACAUAAAAAAAAAAAAAAUGCCUUCCUGCUCAAAAUUUUUCUUCCCCCAGAAAAUUGAGAUUUCAAGUUUUCCAAUGAUGUAUCGCAGAUGCAUAUCCGACAAUUUUGAAAGUUGGCUAAAUUGGGGGUCUCGGAGCGGAACUUCAAGUCACCUGAGUGUUUUCCGCCAUAUAUAUGCUGCCAUCAUGACCCGACCUUGGAUAAGCGGGAGAAAAUGGAUGGAUGGCAUACGUUUUUUUUUUUUGGUCUACUUUUCAUGUUUGUGAUUGCAUAUUUUUUUAUUUCGUGUGUUUCUUGCAGGUGUGUUUGCGUUUUGUGGUUAUUCUUUGUAUUUUUUUGUUGGCCUGUUUUUGUUUCUGUGUGUAUUUUACAUGGAUGUUUUGUGGUGCAUCUGGGUUACUUGUGUGUGGUUGUUUUGAAUGUGCAUCUAUACUUUUGUUUCUGUGUGUGUUGUUCGUGUAUAUUGUAUGGACAUCUGUUUUGCGGGUGUGGUGUCACGUUUGUUUCUGUUGGUGUUUUUCAUUUCAUGUACGAAUGUGUAAUAGUGUCUGCAUUUAGUGCGUUUUGUUUUGUGUUCCAUGCUUUUGUUCCUGUGUGUGUGUGUGUGUGUUCAGACCGUUGCCAUGGCGCCGCCAUGCAAGUUUGACACAACAUCUGUAGCUUAUAGUGGCUCAUUACUGUAUGAAAUCACAGCAGUGGAAAGUCAGCACAUAUGGGCGGCCCUCGCACCGCUCCGGGUCGUCCUAAAGGUCGAGUAGAAAAACAUCUGCGCGAGGACAUUCUUCAGCCGUCAUUAAUGCGAUGAGACUUCUUUUUCCUGCCUCGAUCGACGAUGUGAACGCUUGGCUCGCGUCUGUUUGACGUUAGAACUUGUGGGAAAGGCGCUUCGCACCAUGUUGCGCGGGAACGCUUCCAGACUUUGCUGAGAGGGAAGGGAAAAAAAGAGUUAAUUCAGCAUUUGGGAACACUUAGAUCAACGUUCCAGGAGACUUUGUUAGAAUGUCGGCUUGUAAAAAAAAAAAAAAAAAUCAACACAAAAAAAAAAACCUGCGCCUUUACAGGGGCGAUAGACUUCCAAUCUAUUUAAACUGUUAAGGGGAAGAUUGGAAAUGUAUUGCCGUCAAUGGCGCUGAAACAUGGUCAUUCCUGAACUAGCGUCUAGCAACUAGCAAAAUUAACAAAAACUUACUGCUUUUAUGCCUAUUUUUAUCCAAUAAUGUAGCCGGGGAAAAUUAUCACAUUUGAAAUGACGUUUUACGUAAAUUAAGAAAAAAGUCUUGCUGAGUUAGCAAAAGCAAUUAAGAGUUGAAACACUUCCUGCAUUUAUUCUUCUGAAUCAAUCUUCGUUCAAUAACAUGGUCGUUGCCAUGAAUUAUUGCAUUUCAGGGUAACGUCUAUUCAAGUAAAAGAAAAAUAUACAGUAUUCAUAUAAAGGCUUCCGUGUGCUAGGAAAAGCUAGCAUAAGUUCAAAACACUUGAAAACUUGCAACCUUCCAAAUCUUUAACCAAUAACAUUGCUGUUGCUGGGCAGAAAUCUCAAAAUAAUUAUCUUACUAAGGAAAACAAAAUGACAUCUUUGUUGAGUCACAAAAACUAGCAUGAGCUAAAGCACUUCCUGUUUUUAUUCACUCAAAUUUAGUCUCCAACUAAAUUGUGCUUCCCUCUAGUGGUCAACAUUGGUACAAUCUCCAAAACAAACAGCAAAAUGAUACUACUCAUCCUAAUGGUAUUCGGUGUGAAUGACAACACAUGAUGUGACAACAUUCAAGAUGAAAUCUGAUUGGAUCUAAAAACAAAAACAAGUUUAUCUUAAUUUUACACAACAAAAAUGAGAAUGGAGUUUAAUUUUAGCAUGGACCACUUACAUUUUAUGAAUUCACACCUCCAGAUGUUUGGAGUGCAAAGCGUGUGCUGUGACAAGAACAGCCAUGAGUUCACACUGCUGUUAUUGCAGGAGGCCCCACCCGACCCCCGGACACUAAUAUGCAACACCCCCAUUUUGCGUCAGGGACACGCACAUAUUCCAAAGUCACAAGUUCACUCACCAUUGGCUAAUUAGUGUAAUAAAUAUUUGACGCUAAUAGAUGCUAACAGCUUUUUAGCGUUACUUCUAGUCAUGUAUUACUACCAAACGCGUUAAACACAACUUAAACUUGUUCGCGGUGAUAGACCUGCAAUCAAUUUGAAAUUUCCGUGUAUUUUGCUAGUUAAAAAAAAAAAACAACAACAAAAAUCACUCAUCGAUGGCGAUAGAUGUCCAAACUAUUUGGAUUUAGGAGGAAUGGCAGUCAAGAGAUCUGGCUGGCAGUGAUUGAAUUGACGCAAGAUUUUUCAAAGACGACAAUAGACGUCCAACGUGACUAAAAUGUAACGAGAUGGAUCCCAGUUUUCGUCUGAUGAUAUUAGAAUGAGAUGAUAAUUUGCCAUAGUUGCCGUCAUAAAUUCACAAUAUGGGAUAUUUUCUUAUUAUAUGUGUAGUUAGCACACAUUUAGCUGUGUUUGGUCUUGGCACUCAUGUGACGUGUUGCGCCUCCCCCCAGCCCCCGCACACACAUGCUAACUUAAAGGCUGUGCCAUUCCAAGCUCCUUUUGUGAAACAUGUUUGUCAGGUACUGCUUGCUAAGUUUUGCUUUCUUGUCUUGGCUAGAUACGCCAUGUUGCUUUAGCCUUUAAAGCUGUAAUGUGAAGUAAUUUCAUAACAUGCCAAAUAGGGUCACAAUUAAACAUUCCACUUUAUUGUGGCAACAAUAAGAAAACAAAAUAAUAGCGGACUGCCGCCACAUUCGACCGCGAAGUUUUGCUUCUCGCUCAUCUCUGCCUCGCCUCGUACUACCAGCUAACUACACUUCCUGGGGCUAUCGGCAGGAAGUGGCGUCUAAUGGCGUGAGGAAAUGUAGUUUUUUCACACAAGCGAACAGAUUACAAAGCACCACUUCAGUGUUGUCCCGAGACUACAUUUCCCAUGAUUCACUGCGGGACUUGAGCUGUCAACGCUCACAUUUGACAGCAUUCUGCUGCGGUCCUCCUCGCCAGCUGUUUGCUCGCCAUUCACGCUCGUUUGCAUUUGAUAGCUAGUCUGAUACACUCCUGCUUUUUCGGUGAGGUCUUUUGUGUUUAUUCGUUAUUGGAUCGUUUUUGUUCACCACUGUAAAUAAGAGCCCUGAUGCAAGAAGGGGUAAGUCGCCAUUAUUGUUCAACCCGUUUUCUCCUGUUUUUUUUUUAGCGUAAGAAGCUAGGUUAGUGGCUGUCUUUUCUUAGUUCUUUUUCAUGAUCAGGGUUUAGUUGGCGGUUGGGGUUCAAGUGUAGAUUCCUUUUGUUUGUUGUUUUGGCCUGGGCUUACCCUGAAGCCGCGCUUCAUUUACAUUUUGUACAUAUUCAUUGCGAGUUUGAUGGUUGUGUAAAUUUUGUGCCACUUGUGAAAUUGUGUGGCUCGUUUUAUGUUACGCCCUUCGCGAGCCGUCCUUGGGACGUAACACUAGCGAACACAACAACAACUGUGCCACGACUAUUGCCACAAGUUGGCUUUCGGCUAACGUCGCUAGCUUCUACUGUACAUUCCACAACAGUUGGCAGCUCUGCUUUGACAAAGUCAUCAGUCAUCUAUCCAAAAAUCACACUUUUUGGCAAAUCCUUGAUCAUAAGCAGACCGGUUAAGGAAGCAGGCAUCUUCGAAGAGUUUGCAGCAGAGAACACUACUCGAUGAUGGCGUGAAAUUCAUUUGCUUCGUGCGAACGAAAGAUGUCCAUUUACGUUCCCUGCUAUCCUUUGGCCACUCAUACAACUUUUCGUUUGAAUGAGAACAAAGCAUCGCCACACACCGCCGUGGCAUCUUACCGAGAAGCAAUGCAACAAACAAUACUGUUCCAUGGCGGACUUCCCUCGCACUUCCCGGUGUGACGUAAUUUCCGAAGAUUGCCGAAGAAAAGCAUUUUCGUUGUCAAGGGCGUUGCUAUGGGUUAAACAAAGAAUCCGGAAGGGUUGCGUUAAAAAAAUAACGAAAAUAUGCUUAUAAAUGUUUAACCAUUGAUAUUAUUCAAAAACAUGGUUGGCAAACCUUACUUCACAUUACUGCUUUAAAGGUCUAUGCUGAGUGAUCAUCACACACUAAACUAACCUGUAGCGUUAGCAUAGCGUUCGCGUUAGCAUUAAUAUUAAGCGAGGUGACUUGGUGUCUUCUUAACUCUUGGAAAACAUUUUACAUACAGUUUGUGGCGUCCAGGUGAGUUUAGUUAAUUGCAAAUAAUGUGCUGUUUUCCUGCUGAGUGUGUAUUAUAAUCAUACAAAAUGGUGAUGUCCUUGUAGAGUUAUGUGCUCGUCUGUCAUGUUCAUUCGAAAUUGUCGGAAACCUUUUAUCUAUUUUUUCAUGGACUAAAACUUGUUUAUAGACGAAAACAUUGUGAGAAUUGUCGGCUAAAACUAAGCGAAAUUUGAGUUUUCGUUGGCUAAAACUAGACAAAGACAAAACACAUUUUGAAAUGACUAAAAUAUGACUAAGGCUAAUAAAUAUUUUUGUCCAAAAGACUAAGACAAAAAUUAAAAUGGCUGCCAAAAACCACACUGAUGAUAUAUAAUGUAUUUUUAUAUGUAUAUUUCACGUUAUUUAGGGUUUAUAUUACAGCAAUCGGGGUAUUUUCACGAUAUUUUUGUUGUAUUACAAAUUUAAAAAAAAAUAUUUUCAAGUAUAUAUUUUUUAAAAAUGUAAAAUUACGAAAAACAUUGACAGGUCUUUUUUUUGUUUAAAUUAAAAAUGUAAGCAAAAAAAAAAAAACAUUUAAAAAUUAAAUUAAUCUCCGAAUAUUUACUGUUAAGUCUUUGGCUGCCAUUGCCGGCCAAUAUAUUUGGAGCAGAAAUCAGGGUAUAUUUACGAUAAUUACUUUUAUUACAAAUGAAGUUUUUUAAGUGUAUUUUUAUUUAUAUAUAUAUUUUUUUAAAUGUAAAAUUAUGAAAAACAUUUACAGGUCUUUUCAGUUUAAAUUAAAAACGUAAGCAAAAAAACAAACACUUAUGAACUUACAAAAAUUAAUCUCCGAAUGUUAACUGUUAAGUCAUUGGCUGCCAUUGACGGCGAUAGAUGUCCAAUCCAUACGGACUCAUAAAAUUCACGUUAAUUAAUAAAUAUUAGGUCCUCAACGAACCUAAUAGUAGCAUGAGAUGCACGUUCAUGUCUCAAACGAUAACUCCAAUAGCUUUGUUUUAACACAAUUGACCACAGUUUAGGGCUGCAGCUAUCGAUUAUUUUAGUAGUCGAUUAAUCGAUGAACUAGUUAGUUCGAAUAAUCGAGUAAUCGGAUAAGGAACAUAAAAAACUAAAAUAUCUGAGCUGAGCCUCAAACGGUAUAAAAAAAUUAGGAUCUAUGUACAACAACAACAAAAAAAACAAUUGGCUAACUUACAUAGCAAAAGUAUGCUAGCUUAAAUGCUAUAAAAUGCUUUAAAAAAUUGUUCUACAAUGCUCUUAAUAAAUGGUUCAGACACAUAUUCCCACAAAAAAACAGCUAAAUAUAUUUUACGAAUGCUUUAAAAAAAUAUUAGCUCAAACAAAAAUUUAGCUAACACUCAUCUUAACAGGGAGCAGCUGGAUUCAGCCACGUGAAAUAAGACUAGAGGGUAGUGUAUCCACCCAAAUCAAUAAAACUAAAUGCAAACACUUUCAAUACAAACCAUUACAACUCCACUUUAAUUAAACGAAUACUCGAAGCAGCAAAAUUUAAUAUCUUUUUUUUCUAAUCGAAUACUCAAGUUAAUCGAAUAAUCGUUGCAGCACUACGACAGUUUAAAAAAAGUUGCCAGCAUUUGACGCUCUCUAUCGCAAUCAUUUAAAGCUUUUAAAACCAGUUAUAUAAAUACAGUAAGUCUUUAGCUGCCAUUGAUGGCGAAUCGCGAUAGACAUCCAAUCUAUUUGGAGUUCUAUAUAAUUCACGUUAUUUACGGUUUAUAUAUACAGAAAUCGGGGCAUAAGUAUAUAUUUUUUUAAAAUGUAAAAUUACGAAAAACAUUGUCUUUUUAGUUUAAAUUAAAAACGUAAGCAAAAAUCAAACAUUUAUAAACUUACGAAAAUUGAUCUCCGAAUGUUAACCGUUAAGUCAUUGGCUGCCGUUGACGGCGAUAGAUGUCCAGUCCAUACGGACUCUUAAAAUUCACGUUGCCUGUAUUAUUUUGUAAUAUAUAUAUAUAUAUAUAUAUAAUUUUUUUUAUAAUUCCUGUUAUUUUUAUUAUUUUUUCCACCAUUAAAUUUAAACAUUCACAUUUUUAGUUUUUUUUUUUUUUUUUUGAAAUUUUUUAUUAAAUGUUAGAUAUUUACUUGCCUGGUAUACCAGACUCACCGCUGUUCCAGCGAUUUCUCACAGUGUUUGAAAAAUACAGUGAGAAUAGUCUGGCUGUGCCAGGCAAGAUAUUUACAGUUUUAUAUAUAUAUUUAAAUUAGGGGUGUCAAACGAUUAAAAUUUUUAAUCGAGUUAAUUACAGCUUAAAAAUUAAUGAAUCGUAAUUAAUCGCAAUUCAAACCAUCUAUAAAAUAUGCCAUAUUUUUCUGUAAAUUAUUGUUGGAAAGGAAAGAUAAGACACAAGAUGGAUAUAUACAUUCAACAUACGGUACAUAAGUACUGUAUUUUUUCAUUAUAACAAUUAAUCAACAAGAUGGCACUACCAUUAUUAACAUUCUGUUAAAGCGAUCCAUGGAUAGAAAGACUUGUAGUUCUUAAAAGACAAGUUAUUGAAAUUUUAU